AAGUGCUCCGUUCGAGAAGAAAACUUCUCAAGCUAACUAGCCACGAAUUAUCUAUGAUCCUCGAAUAAUUCAUGACAGGCUUAUCGUCGACGUAGCCUGUUACUUGCUCGUUAACACAUUCCCUAUGUAAUCCGAUAUUGCGGUUGUGUGCAUGAAUGACGCGCGUCAUUGACGAAAAUCACCCUCAUUUUUCUCAUGCCCCAUCCCGUGUUCUUAUGUCAUCGUUGAAUGAAAGAGAAUUGCGCUUUACGUAAUUCUUCCAAGGAAUUGGAUGAAACAUAUCAGUGAACAAUUCUUGUAAAUGACCUCAUGGUCUGCCACGAUGUCGUCGAUAUUACUACUGAAUUGUGUUCUAGCGACAUGGCUGUUCGUCACGAUAGGAGCGAUUACCGUAUCCAUAGAUCGCUCUGACAUUAAUAAAACCCCACCAACACGAUCGUCCAUGAUCGCGAAUGGAUGGCGACCUCUGACCAAUUCCUACGAGGAAACGAUCGGCACCAACGUGUCGCCGUCGAGUCAGCUAGAGAAAAAUGUCCAGGUGCAUCCCGUUCUGAGCAAGUUUCAAGAACAUAUGGCGACUUCGGAAAAACUGAAGCCGUUACGCAAGGGCAAGCCGCCGAUUCAGGAAUACAGUCCUCCGAGUAUACUCGGUAGUUUCACGGUGUUCGGACACGCGGCAACGAAGGCGCGUGGCGAAACCAAGACGCCGAGCAAGCACGUGGCCACGGAAACCCGGGAGUACACGUUCCUGAUACCACCGCCCAAGGACGCGUACCGGUUCGAGGUCAACCAACACCGCAAGCCGAUCGUGCGCGAGAAUGGCAGCUACUUACCAAGGCAGCCGCCGCAGGCAGCCUACCUCACGCAGCAGAAUGUCCAUCAGCAACCGCUGGAUAGCGUACGCGCGGCGACCUAUUUUAUUAAAGGUUUCCCGAAUAACCGCCCUUACGUUCCGCCAUUCGCCAUGCCGCAGGCGUUGCAGCCGCCUCGCCAACCUGAGAAACAGUUUGAAUCGUUGAAGGUCGCUAACAGCGCGAAACCAUACUUCCAACCGCCUGGCGCAGAGGCCCCGGGGGACUUUGGCAAGCAAAAGAUCGCCGGCAACGAUGGCGAUAUUUAUAACAGAUAUCAAGCGCAGUCUCACACGCAGAUAUUAAACUCGGCGAACACCGGCAACUUCUACAGCCAAGUGAAUCACCCCUCGAAUCAUUAUAAGCCCUCUUACGAGCGAGAUCCUGCCUUCUUGGUGCACGAGAGUCACGAGGUUAGUUACGUAACUCCUCCCGGCACAUACAGUAUGUACAGCUUCCGACCCUCGUUACCAUACGAAACUCUGCUGCCGCCUUCAAUCUAUUCACCCUCGUCAACGCCACCGACCACUACCGCUGUUACGCGGAAUCCCAGCAAAUUCGACCAAACUAACGACGCGGCUCGGGAGAACAAUUAUAAUAAUAAGCGUCCGAAUCAGAGCACGCGUAACAAGCAAGAGAAAGGACGAACCGAAUUACCUAAUCCCAGAACUACAAGCGCUUAUUAUGUGCCGGAGCAUCAGGGACUUACACCGCCCACGUGGCCGAAGAGCAAAUACGAGUCUGACAUCAACGAAGUUCUGCCGAAAGAGAAUCCACCGAGCAAGUUCAGUCAAGAAGUCGUGAACCAGAAUCAGAUUACUCAAGGCUCGAAGAUCGUGUACCAUAGACCGCAAAGCUCCUUCGAUCCAGUUGAGGUUUACCCACCAACUCCGAUACCGGAUUACGAGACACCAGAGAGCAUCUCUCUGAAGCAUUUCAAUGAGCAACAGUAUCUGCUGCAGCAACAGUUGCUGCUGCGCGAUCGACAGAGACUGGCGGAACAGGAUCGGCAACAGAAACUGGAGAUUGAACGGCAGCAGCAGGCGGAGCUGAAGAAACAGCAGGAAGAGCUUAAUCAGCUCUCGCAACGGGAGAAGGAGGAAGAAGAGGCGGCUAGACUUGCAGCGGAGUCCGCGAAAAAUCAGUCGCAGGAGAUUGUAAAGAUCUCAAGUGACAUGCCAUACACGAUUCAAUUGGAGCAAUUCGAACCGCAGGUCACUACAGUUGGAAAUAUUCUAGUAUCGCAGCCUGAUAUUUAUAACAUCGAUCAGUUGGGACUUCAACCUCAGAUAUCCCAGAUCCCGGAGAACCAGGUGAAUCAGAAUUAUCCAUAUCAGCAGCAUUAUCAGAAUGGGUAUCAGGAGCAACAGGUCAAUUAUCGUGAGCCCCAAACUGGGACGCGACCGUACCGUCCGCAGAAACCGUCACGUGCUCCGCAACGCCGCAAAAAGCCAACGAGUAUCACGCACGAGCUCUCACCGACGGAGCCGCCGAGUCAACCGCCGGAAACCGCCACUCCCUUGACUAUAUACGCGGAAGAUGUGCCGAUUCAGACGACGGUGGCACCGGAAGUGCAAACGGUGCCGGUGGUGACGACGCAGAGAUCCAGAACUCGUCGUCCGGUUGCGCCAGGUCGCCGAAGGAAGCCGACGACGACCACGCAGGAGCCUCUCACGACAUCUUACCAGGAGGAAGACUUCCUCAAGUAUAAUAGCGAGGACGUGCAGCAUAAUCAGCACGACUCUGCGCGAAGAAGGCGAAUAAAACCCAGCCAGGCGAAUUACAACGAGGACGUGGAGAAAAGAGGUAAUGUCAGAAAACGACCUGGUCAUCGUACGAAAGUGAGCCACGACGAGUCGUACGACACGCAGAUCGUCACGGAGAACGCGCACGUCUCCCUAAAUUCUUACGGACAAACCACGGAGUCCGCGCCGAGCUACGAUGAGAACAAUCAGUUCGCGACGAAUCAGCCAAGCGUUUCGUACGAAACGAGCCAGCCGAUUAAUCAGUAUUACGACUACUCCUCACGGCAAAAUGAGGGAUAUCGCGAGAACCAACGUGAGGAACAUCGUGAAGAGAGCAUUGUGCCGGAACAAGUGCCGGAGUACUUGACGGAAAUCAGCCGUGGCAAGGUCGAAGAUUACAACGCCGAUACUCGCCAGCAGAACGUUAACAUCGUCACCGCUAUACCGCUGGAGGAGCUCUACGUGAAGACCGACGGUAAUUAUUUCGAUCGCGCGACCACAGACGUGACAACCGCGUCGACGACAACGACGUCAACGACAACGACCACCCCGCAACCGGCAACGCAAACUCCUCAAAUCGCCACCUCUACAUCGAGGUCUCACAAGAUUGGUCGCCCGUUGAGAUACGGCAAUGCCACUAGACCACGUUUCAGCAUCAAGGAUUACAAGAGCCGCAUGGAUUACAAGAACAGACUAUCGCAAAGCUCUACGACGGAGGUGGUGCCGACACCAUCCAGCGAAGCUUUAACGCGCGGUCCUCACAACAGACAGAGAACGUCGAACGCGAAGAACCAACAAACACAGCUGACGGGCGACGCUGUGCGGGAGACCACCGGCAGGUACAAAUAUGUUUCCAGGAUAAACUAUCGAACCACUACGUCAUCCCCCGCAGCUGCAAGGGAUCACGAACGAUACUCGGAAGAGAGCGCGUCUUCGACUGAAAAGAACAACAGGUUUAUACCGAAGAGGCGGCCGAUCAGUGGCAAUGUCUACCGAAGUAGAAUUGCCUCUACGACGACCAGUCCUACGCGAUCUCAGAUCAGCAACGAGGCGAAUAUCAGGCAGAGCUCGACGCGACCCGAAAACGUGUAUUCGUCGUCGAUACGCAGGCGGCCGAUCGUGAAGAACAGGCUGCAGAAGGAGAACAGCGCGGUCGCGAAUAGCAAACGGCAGGAAGAAUCUACGGAGAUGGCUGCUGAGGAAACCAAUUUCUACUCGACUGCUUCGUCGACUAAUCGUUUUGUGGGCAACGAGAUCGUCAGCGAGAAGGUAGAGGCGGCGUCGCUUGACGACCAUUCGGCGAAAUUCGGUGUGCAGGAGGACAAAAACCAAGGAGAAGCUGUUUCGCAGAAUGAGGAGACAAAAGCGGCGCCAACCGACGCGGCAUUGAUCGAAAACGAUCACGGACGGAUUUCGAGUGAUGCGACCGAGCAGACGAGUCGGGUCGAGGAGCCGGAAAUCUCCACGACGGCCGGAAGCGAGAGCGACGCGGCGCAAGAGGGACAGCCGGAAGCUAAGGAGGAAGCUACGACGAAGUUCGAUGUACAAUCCGAGGAGGAACUAUUCGCCAAGGCGUCGCAGAGCGUGGCGGACCUGACGAGCUCCGCCUCCGCUCUGUACGACAAGCCGGGCAUGUUCAAAGCAGUCUCGCCGGAAAGCAGACUCGUUUCGUCGCAGUUCAAGAUCAACACGGACGAACCGACGUUACCUAUCGAGGCUUUUUUCCAGGAGCUCUCGAAGAAGAACUGAUGACUCGCGAUAAAAAAAUCUCUCUGCCGCGAGCAAACUGUCGUCGAAUCCACGUCGUAGCACACGCGAUCGACAAUUCCGUGCUUUGAGAAGCAAUGGAAAACCGUAGGGGGAUUUGUGAGCUUCCUUCGAGAAACGUCCAGGAUUUAUUUUCGAUAAUACCUGAUUUCGUAGAAGGAUUUUCUUUAACCCUGUAAUCGGUAUUCGCGGAUUCAGUGUGCCUUAAACCAAUGUAUUUUUAUUCAAUGUUAGUAAUUAAAGUUAGCAAUUAAAGAAUACUUUUUUUCAUUUUGGAGGCCAAUGUCCGAGAAAUAUGAUUAUGUAACUUAAAACUAUGUAAAGUUGUGAAAAACGUUUCUGACAACGUAAAUAUAAAUUAAAGAAACUUAAUUUAAUUUAAUGUACACUGUACUCAAUUAAGGAAAUUUCCGAACAAACCGAUUAGGGUUAAAAGAGAAUCUAAAAAUAUUACGUCGGGAAAAAAGUCUACAGAUUUCUCGAGAUAUUCUAUUACUGGCCUUUACGUUAAACGUAGAAAGUUUCGAGAGACUGCAGAAAUUUAUACUUUAUAUGCAUCGUAGUUUUACGUACUUAAUUCCUUCUAAAUUAUUGUCAUCGCGUCGUCAUUUCCGUUGUAGAAAAUUAAAACGCUUGGAACGCAUCGAGCGUUUCUAACACAUUAUCAUCAUUUCGAAUAUACUUUCCUACAUAUGUUAGAACAACAAAGAGAUAUUAAUUAAGCGUCAUAGCGAAAAGGAUCUGAGAAGAAGCACUGCUGUUCGAUAAAGCUCACAGUGGAACAGCCACGCUUUUUCUUGUGCUGGGAAAAAAGCUCGACAGAAUAUAGCGUGUGUAAUUGUAAAAAAGCAAAUUACUCGAUCCACUCGUGUCCUAUAAAAUCCUUCGUAUACGUUCUUUUUAUAUCUUUACAUUAGAUUACUCGCGAAAAGAAAUACAAAAGCAAAUUUCGUGAAUCAAGCACGAUAUAAUCAUUGGGGACGCUUUAUUAGUGUAAGCAUGCGAAUCAUCCUACUAUGUAUUUAUUUAAGAGAUCAUUCCCUAAAUCAUUUCUCGUCAUGACAUCGAAAUAAAGAAACUAUCGAAUGCUACGAGAUAUUGUAAAUAUAAGUGCGUAGUAUAUGUAGAACUUUCAAUACUCUAUUCUCAGCACCUAGAUUUUGUAACUUUUAACGACGAUGUCGUUGCACAACUUUUUUACUAUAUAUUCUACUUUGCGUAUAACGACACUAUCUUUAAUAGUUGCAGAAUCUAACUUCUGGGCAAAAAAUCAAUUUCGAAUU
Messenger RNA from Trachymyrmex septentrionalis, 5646 nucleotides. RefSeq lists its product as uncharacterized. Bases 302 to 4345 code for a protein of 1347 amino acids. The record is from RefSeq and is a predicted model, not a curated record. Lineage: Eukaryota; Metazoa; Arthropoda; Insecta; Hymenoptera; Formicidae. The transcript is spliced from 5 exons.